CAGCUCGCAUCACAUCCCUCACAAACCAUGGACACCAAGAUCAAAGAGACCGCACGGCGUGCACUGGACAGCGACGACGACGCUCUCUCAGACGACGAGCUUUUGGCCGAACUCGAGAAUGACCCGGAGCUCGAGCGAUUCCGCGAAGCGCGCCUAGAGCAACUAAAGCAUGAGAUCGACACUGCGCGCGAGCUACGCGCACGAGGCCACGGCACCUACACCAUUAUCACCAAAGAGCAAGACAUGGUGAAGCUGAUGGGUACCGAGAAGAUGGCUAUCGUGCAUUUCACACACACGCAGUUUGCACGGUGCAAGAUCAUGGACAAGCACCUGCAGACCAAGUUCGCCGGCAUUGAUGCGACAAAGUGCCCAUUCCUGGUGAACAAAUUCCAGGUGCGUACGCUGCCAUGCCUGUUGGCUAUCCGUAAUGGCAGCUGUGUCGAUCGGCUGGUUGGAUUCGAGGAGUUUGGAAAUAGCGACAAGUUCUCGACAGAGUCGCUAGAGAUUAGGCUGGCAAAGUCAGGCGUCGUGCAGCUGCCUAAGGGAUCGCUGGCGAGUGUGCCAGUCGCGCAGCGGCCGGUUGCAUACUCGGCUGGCGGUGAUGACAGUGGAUCGGGUGGUGAGAGCCACGAUGAGCUGGAUUACUGA
Molecule: messenger RNA, 648 nt
Organism: Linderina pennispora
Lineage: Eukaryota; Fungi; Kickxellomycota; Kickxellomycetes; Kickxellales; Kickxellaceae
Product: thioredoxin-like protein
Exons: 2
Coding region: 28-648 (206 amino acids)
Cellular component (GO): cytoplasm
Source: RefSeq, a predicted model, not a curated record